Emiliania huxleyi CCMP1516 is the source of this 213-nucleotide messenger RNA. RefSeq lists its product as hypothetical. The transcript has a single exon. The annotation marks the transcript as partial. Gene Ontology annotation, molecular function: peptidyl-prolyl cis-trans isomerase activity. The record is from RefSeq and is a predicted model, not a curated record. Lineage: Eukaryota; Haptophyta; Isochrysidales; Noelaerhabdaceae.
CUUAGAGAGUGGAAGGCGGAGAUCGGCGACGACGAGGCCAAGUUCCAGGAGCGGGCUCGCGCGUCGAGCGAGUGCAGGAGCGCGCCACGCGGCGGCGACCUCGGCUUUGUGACGCGCGGCAAGCUCUCUCCGGAGUUUGACGAGGUCAUCUUCGAGGAGGAGCCGGGCUUCGUGUAUGGGCCUCUGCAGACGCAAUUCGGCUACCAUCUGAUC